This is a messenger RNA of Sycon ciliatum, 3078 nucleotides long. Its product is annotated as palmitoyltransferase ZDHHC17-like. Lineage: Eukaryota; Metazoa; Porifera; Calcarea; Leucosolenida; Sycettidae. The record is from RefSeq and is a predicted model, not a curated record. Gene Ontology annotation, cellular component: Golgi membrane. The transcript is spliced from 17 exons. Gene Ontology annotation, molecular function: protein binding; palmitoyltransferase activity. Gene Ontology annotation, biological process: protein palmitoylation. The coding region runs from base 196 to 2124 and encodes 642 amino acids.
UUUCCUGUGUUUGACUUUCGAAAAGCAGCCCAACUACUCGGAAGGCUGUCAAAUCCAGUGCAUGUUUGUAGGUCUGCACGGUGAUAGAGUUUUCGGAUUUCUGGCCAGGGCAUGCACACAGCGCUAUGUUUUCGAUGAGGAAUACAACCAUCUUCCUGGCUGUAGUGUGAAAGUCGGAAUUAGUGAGCAACAGUCAUGGAGGGAAGUGCUUCAGACCAACAGAAAACGCCCCAGGAACAACUGGAAGAUGCUGCGCGAUCCGGAAACCUUACAGACGUGAGGCGAUUGACAGAGAAGGGCAAUGUUCUCCCCGGAAAAUGCCUCGCCCUGCACUGGGCGUCGAUCAAUGGCAGAUGUGAUGUAGUUAGGUAUCUACUCGGCAACGGUUGUGAUGUGAAUACAGUCGGUGGAAACUUGCGCUCAUCGCCACUCUACUGGGCUACGUAUUCGGCAAAGCUGGACACCGUGAUGUUGCUGAUGAAGAGUGGAGCGGAUCCUUCCAUUCCUGACUGCAACGGUGUAAGUCCACUGCAUCUUGCCUCACACAAUGGUGACUGGAAGAUUGUUGCCUACCUGGUAGCGUGUGGACAGGACAUUGAUGUGAGAGAUACCGAAGGCAUGACUCCACUGAUGAUUGCUUGUCGCUUUUCCAAAAGGGGUGAGAUGACACAAUUUUUCAUUCGUCGCGGUGCCGCACUUCAGGCAGUUGAUACGGUCAAUGGAAACACGCCUCUCCAUUUAGCCAUCCAGGAAGGGAAUCACCUUGCCAUAGAACAACUGCUCAAGGCUGGUGUUAGGCUGGACGUCACUAAUGCUGCUGGACUUACCCCUCUCGAGUGUGUCUCCUCCGGCACGGCCACCAACCAGACCCUGCUCAACGUGAAGCGGCUGCGGGACCAGCGUGCCAACACUGUCAACGCACUGUUCCACUGCCUUCGCCUUGAUCCCAUCAAGAGUCGUCAAGUUCUUAGUUCCAUUAUCCCGGGUAUCUGCAUUGGACUGGUGGCAUACAGUGCUACUUUCUCAUCCUGGAUGUUCAUGAUCCUAUCAUGGAUCUGCAUUGCCAUGGGGACCGCAACGACCAGUUUCUACUUGCACACGGAUCACCCAGCGUUUGAGCAACCCUUACUCUAUGGUCUCUACCUGGGAACCAAGUUCUGGAUGUUCGUCACCUGGUUCUUCCUCUUCUGGCCUUAUGUCAACAUUCUCAGUCUGAAUAUAACCAUGCUCGUCCUGACCAUACUGCUCUUCCGCUGGAACAUCAGAAGUGUGACCAGCGAUCCAGGUUACUUGCGGCCCAGCAGAUCUGAAUGGAACAAGACCGUUAAGAAGGUGUUGGAUGGGGGCAACGUAGAGCUGGAGCUUUGUCAGACAUGCUUUAUCAAGAAGCCACUGCGUAGCAAGCACUGUGUGUACUGCGACAAGUGCGUGUCGUGCUUCGAUCACCAUUGUCCUUUUAUUAUGAAUUGUGUUGGCGAGCGCAAUCAUCGCUACUUUGUGCAAUUCUUGGCAGUACUUGGAUUGAUCAACCUCAUCUUCAUGUAUGGAGCGUAUCGAUACUACUCGCUGUCCUGUCUGACUGUGAAGAGUGGUGCUCCCAUGGUGGUUAACCUGUCAGCCAUUGGCACUUGCUCACCGUGGGUGUUUACUCUCAGCCUGCAGUCCAUACUAUACACACUGUGGAUCUUUGCACUGCUCGCCUCACAGCUCUACCAGAUUUCCAGGGGCUUCACAACCAAUGAAUAUAUCAACAGAGCGCGCUACGACCAUUUCAAUCUCAAGACAGGACAACCAGCGAAACCGUUCCAUCGUGGUAUACUGCAGAACUUUGUCAACUUCUUCCGGUGCUCCUGUCUGGGCGUGUGCAAAGUGGAGCAGCAUCAGUGGCACUCUGAGUACGACAUCGGCAAGUACACAGACUCCAGCCUGCUCCGUGGGUCCUCGAAGGAUCGCCGUCGCCACGGCCCGUCAUCUCGCCGGUCUAGCACCCGCAUGCACAGCAGAGCCAGUGAGAGCCGCAGUAAGCCUUGUAGUGGGAAGGAGUGUGAUAGAUCAGGGCAGUUCGGACAUGCCAAUGACACGGCAUCAAGAUCUUCUCCUGUUGAGUCCAUCAGUCACGUGUAGGGAAAGUGCGUCAGCCGUGAAGACGGCAGGGGAUGUAUUCUGCCUGCUGUGCUCGGCUCAGUGGAAUCAUAGCACAUGAUCUCCUGGCAUGCAGGCAAGCCGGACACGAGUGUGUGUGUGUGUGUGUGUGUGUGUGUGUGUGUGCGUGUGUGUAUAUGUGUGUGUGUGUGUGCACGCGUGUGUGUAUGUGUGUUUGUACGCAUGUGCGUUGUAAAACCACGACAGCCCACAGUAUGGCAGAUUCAAAUCUACCCGACACAUCUGACCGGACCAGUUGCAUCUGCAGCCUUCAAUAUCAUCGCUCCGAGUGUAUAUGUAGCAUUCGCUGCCCUGCGUGAACUGCUUGAGCAAUGCCGGUAGAUCUACUAGCGCCAGUUUUCAGGCUGUUUUCCAGUUCCUGCACACUGGUCUCACUCCUUGUUGGCACUUGGGAGCACGUGUGUUGAGCUCCUGAGCAGUGCUGGUCAGCUGGUGCCAUGCUGAUACUUUGAAGUGCGGAGCUCAGCAUUGCUGGUCAGCAAAAAAUGUAGUCAGCAACGUUCGGUUUGGUUUUGACAAUGAAAGCACUUUACUACAAGUUCAUUCAAUCUCAACACAACUCAUCUACCCUGCAAGCUAGAAGUCUUUCAUUCCUCAAAUCAACUACACAAUGGGCACACGUAAUUACACAUGACCCAGUAGGCAAUGUACUUCUGCAGUAGGUGCUUGAAUAAUCGAAGAUGGGCGGCCUAUUUUCAUAUCUUUUUAUACUGCUGUGAUCACUUACGAACGCAUCUUUUCUAAAUUAGUAACUGAUUGUAAUCUGCUGGCCAGCUUUUUGUAACUCAUGUAUGGUCUCUCUCUCUCUCCACUUUUGUCAAGGUAUAUGUCUGUGUGGUGUUCUCUGGACAUGAUCGUUUCCUGCCAUUGGCUGUAUGAGAGUAUGUGUGCACUCUUCCACAUCGAGUGUGAAUG